GGCUGCUCCCCAGUGCGUCUUGGGCCCGGGUCCCAGCUGCCGCCCCUCUUCUCUUCUCGCUCCAUCCCACGGAGAGGAGUUGAUGCUGCUGUCGCCGCCGCCGCCGCCGAAGCCGGGGCUGAUGGAUGCCAGGGAGUGCCGCAUUGCUUAGCGUCCCCGCCUCCGGGUUUGCUGACGCUCUCUCCCCGCCCUGGAGCUCAGCGCUGAAGAGCCACCUUAUUAUUAAUCAGAAUUCCCAUCGUUAUCCCUGGCAGGCGCAUCCUUCAGUAGGGCCCGCAGAAGCAUCACAGAGCUGGGGCUGAGAUGUGCGUGGGGGUUGUUUUUGUUACAUCUUGGAAGAGAAGAGGACAGGACCAAGAUCAGUGCCAAGCAAGCUGGGUGGGCUUGGGGGCGUUGUGUUAGGAUUGAGGAGAGACAAGGAGUGUUGGGCCCGCCAGAGGUCCACAUCUCUUUAAAGGAAAGGGAAGAGGGAACCAAAGUGAGGCAUUGUUUUUAAGGGGUGGGAAAAGUUUAUAUCCCCCAGAAAAAAAGCUGCGGGAGAGCAGGAGCAACAGGGUACUAGUCUGGACACCAAGACAAAUAAUUUCCUGUACAGAAGAGGAAGCAGGCAGCAGUGAAGUCCAGAGGCCAGAGCCCGGUAGUGGCCAAGGCCAGGUUUGUUGUGGGACAGUCAGCAAGAGGAACGGAAGGUUCAGGAAUAAGCAGAACAAUGACUCAUUUACAAGCUGGUCUCUCUCCUGAGACCCUGGAGAAAGCUCGCUUGGAGCUCAACGAGAACCCAGACACACUGCACCAGGACAUCCAGGAGGUGAGGGAUAUGGUCAUCACCAGGCCGGACAUUGGCUUUCUGCGCACAGAUGAUGCCUUCAUCUUACGCUUCUUGCGGGCCAGGAAGUUUCAUCACUUUGAGGCCUUCCGCCUCCUGGCCCAGUACUUUGAGUACCGGCAGCAGAACCUGGACAUGUUCAAAAGCUUCAAGGCCACUGACCCGGGCAUCAAGCAGGCACUGAAGGAUGGCUUCCCUGGGGGCCUGGCCAAUCUGGACCACUAUGGCAGGAAGAUUCUAGUCCUUUUUGCAGCCAACUGGGAUCAGAGCAGGUACACACUGGUGGAUAUUUUGCGUGCCAUCUUACUUUCUUUAGAAGCCAUGAUUGAAGAUCCUGAGCUUCAAGUGAAUGGAUUUGUUUUAAUCAUAGACUGGAGUAACUUCACCUUCAAGCAAGCCUCCAAACUUACACCAAGCAUGCUGCGAUUGGCUAUUGAAGGCCUUCAGGAUAGUUUCCCAGCACGAUUUGGAGGAAUUCAUUUUGUCAAUCAGCCGUGGUAUAUCCAUGCCCUGUACACCGUGAUCCGGCCUUUCCUAAAGGAGAAGACUCGGAAAAGGAUAUUUUUGCAUGGUAACAACCUGAACAGUCUACACCAACUAAUUCAUCCUGAGAUCCUGCCUUCUGAGUUUGGAGGAAUGCUGCCCCCUUAUGACAUGGGAACAUGGGCAAGAACACUGCUAGACCACGAGUAUGAUGAUGAUAGUGAAUACAAUGUAGACUCCUACAGCAUGCCCAUGAAGGAGGUGGAAAAGGAACUCUCCCCCAAGUCCAUGAAGAGAUCCCAAUCGGUAGUGGAUCCUACAGUAUUAAAACGCAUGGAUAAAAACGAGGAAGAAAACAUGCAGCCUUUGCUCUCCCUGGACUGAUAACUUCUCUGCACUCCCCAUGGAUUAGGAAUGGAAGGUACUUGUUUUCAGCAACAGGGACAGCACUAUGGAGGAAUGACCAGCUGGAAACUUAUUUAUUCAUGUUAAUGUAGCAUAAUAUAAAAUAAGGCAUUGGGCUUUCCCAUUCGCUUGAACCAUGGGUGCCCUGGUCUGGAGUUAAAGAAAAAAAGUCAAUAAUUUAUUCUGUAAGUGCCAAGUUCUCUGUAAAUAUAAUGUAAUCUUCACGUCAAGUUUGUAAACUUUGGUAGUAACUGAAAUUGGAAAAGAUUGGCUCAUGAAUCCAUGCCAGUGAUAUGAACUAUAACAAAAACCAGAAAAGACACAUAUACAAUGGAAGCUAAUUAAAUGUAGCUCUGUUUCCUAUGAAGCCAUAUUUCAGCUCUCAUAGUGAUUGUUUCAAUGUUUUUCUCUGAAACUGUCAUAUUCCAAUGUACUUUUAAUGGACACAGGUAACUAGAUGAUUCUAGGAAAUUAGUAUGAUAAAUGUCUAGUGAUUUCCUGUCUAGUGAUUUUCAUUUCACAGAAAAUGUGUCCUAGUGACUAUCACUGGCCUUGAAUUUUGGAGACAAGGAAUGGCAGAGGAGCUGGUAAACUAAACACUUGAACUCCUCUGUGUUGUUUAAUUUCUGGAGUCUUGUGAAAAGAUAUGUUUCCCAAAUUAAGAUGUGGAAUUCUGAAAACGAGUGGAUUUUUUUUUAAAUUUAUGUCUUCACAGUGUGUCUUUUAUUUGAGAUCCUAUUGUAUCCAUGUUUGAUGUACUUUAAGGACGUUUUCCCAAAAAAACUCUUGAACAAAGAGAAAGAGAACUCAUACGUGAAUAGUGUUUUGACAACUAACUUUGGACAUAAAAGUUGCCAUGUACAGAUAAGGGGCUAAUUUCUAAUUCUUGUGCACUGGUUGGAAAUAUAUAUAUAUAUAUAUAUAUAUUCACAUGCACAUAUAUAUUUUUAUUGAGCUCUAAUAAAUCCUUGAUGUGACAGGCUUAUAAAAUAAAUCAUACAUAUUCAAUGGUCUUAGAGAUUAUAAAUGAUUAUGUGAGAUACUAACUCUGGAAAACUGCUUCCACUAAAGUUAAUGAAAAUGAGGUAUAAUGAAACAGACUUUCAGUGAACCUGUUUUAAGGGAAUUCUAAUUUGAUUUGUAAUGCAAUCUUGAGUCUGUGCCAUUUUAGUGAAAUAUAUUUUUCCUUCACAAAACAACAGUUCUCAACAUGAUGUAGGCAGUACCAGGUGACCAAGAGUAAUAUAAUUUCUCUCAAAUUCAAGUUAAUUAUCUUAAUGGUCCUAUAAGUACAGAUUUUCUUUUCAGAAAAGAUUGAAAGAACAUACUGCAUCCAUAAGACAUAACGAAAGCAUCUGAGGGAAUCUGAGAUAGCAUAUUAUAGUUUAAAUCUAGAUGUGGAAUCCUUAUGUUAGUUUUUAUUUCAUAAAAAUUCUACAAUUAUAGAACAUUUAAAAAAUCUUACUUUAAAUUUCAAAUUCCAGUGUGAAAAAGCAAGAUUUUUACCACCUUUUCAGAGUGCUAAUUUUUGAGAUUGAAAAUUUACCACUGAAAUAUUCUUUUGAAAGAAAAAUAUCUCAAGGAACUCUUGGAAACCAACAGAAAUAAAGGCAUGUAGCAGCCUUUAUAUACUCUUUAGCCAAAAGCUUCAAAAAUUCCACUUACAGUUCUAUACCAAAAUUCUUAAAAUCAAGAUCAGUACACCAACUUAUGGUAUCACGAAUGGACUAUCCAGUGUUGGUAAAAAUACAUAAGCAUAUGUAAAUAAUAGGAUUAAAAUAUACCUUAAAAAUGCCAACCUUAAAUCAAGUCUGGAAGAAUAACAAGUGUCAGACCCUCUGCUCUACCCACAAAUAUUAUAUAGAGAUCAGAAUGAAUUAGAGAUAAAAAGCCACAGCAACUCUUAUCUUUGUAAGUACCCUAACCACAGGAUUCUUAUAUUUGGCCUACCUGACAUACAUUUUAUAGUCUUAGACUUUAUAUAUGAUAGAAGCAAGUGUUAGGCAAUAUGAUGUAUUAGGAUAAAAUAGAAACAAAGUACAGAAAGAUGGUCAACUUUUCAUUCUCCUGUGUUUCUCUUGAUAUACAUUGUUUAUUGCCAAUUUUUAGAAUUCUACCAGCUUCAGAUGUCAACUAGCAUAGCCAGCUUCUUUCCCCUCUCAUAAGGGUAGUGUUGUAAGGUAUAAAAAUAACGAGAAGGGCAUAUUGUACGUGUAUACCUGUCUAACUAUGAUUCCCAUCAUCUCCCUUACCCAACAUCUGGAAAUUUUACAUCCCAUUGCUACGUGUCUGCUCUUCUUCAAAUGAGCAAUUGAGAAUUGGUUGCAUUGUGUAGAAUAUUUUUAAAUGAAUGAACAAAUUACAACAAUGAUGCCUUUUGAAAUUGCUUUAUCUAAUUCAAUCUGUGAGUAAACUCAUUGUCCAGGAAUGUUUUUGGACCUGCUUUUAGUCAAGGGAUAUUUGAUCAACUUUAUAAAUUUCCUUUCAGAAUCAGCUAACUAGCAGCAUUUAGAGAUAUUUUCCACUAGUAUUUCCUGUUAUGUAGCUAUGUCUGUUGUCACAUAACUUAGUAAAUAAGCACCACUCUAUGUCAUUUUAAUUGUGAUAAUGCUCUCUCUCUGUUUUGUGCAUGACUAAGUGUGCACACACGGCUGUUUGCCCUCAUGAAUUUGCCUAGUUUGAAAUCUAUGCUUUCCUUCAUAGCUGUCUUGUUAAAAGGAUUACCACAUUUGAUCUGGAAUGGACCAGUAGUUCUGCUUCUCUCACCCUGCCUGUUCCACCAGCUCUUUCCUAUAUCCUUUCUUUCUUCCCUUGUUUCAGGGGCUGCUGCUUCCAAAGCUGGUUUAAAAAUAAAUCACUUUCCUUUUAUGGUCAGUGAUAUUUGCACACAUUUUGCCUGAUAUCGUCAAAGAAAGAGAUUAUCGUGAAAAUAUACUCUAAGAAAUAUGAAGAAGUGCCUCUUUGAAAAUGAGAUAAAGCAGUGAUACUAGAAUAUGGAUUCUAUUUGUAGUCUUCUCCUGAAAGUAAAUACAUGCAUCUAAAUCAUAAGUGUGAAACUUGAACAUUCCCAGACAGCUUUAAGUCUUUAUUGCAUCAGUUCAAUACCAUAAUUUGAAGACAUUAUUUACAAAUCUGGCGUUACACUAGAAUAUACAAGUCCUUGCAAGGAAGUUUUUAAAGUAGGCAUGCAUGACUUCUUUUAUUUCAGUAAUAGUUUGCAUAGUGUAGGCAGACAUUCCUUAAGUCUUUUCCCAUAAAAUGCUUAUUUAUUUUACAGGACUGAAAAUUCAUACCUUCCUAAGCAGGAAAGCCAGGGAGCUAGGUUCUCUUUAAUAUUGUUAACUGGGUCACAUUGUUAAAUUAAACAUUUGAAGUUUCUGUAAUAUUCCUGAGGGGGCAACGAUCCCUUUAAUGCAUCAAGAAAAUGAAGCAUUGUUUUAGGCCUUGGGGAGCAUGUUUAUCACUCACACACACACACACACAAACCCUUAGAGCCAUGGCAGUGUAUCUCCAGAAACUGACUUCCUUUCCUUCUCCAAACAACCUAAAGGUUUAUGGAUAUGUCUAUGGUCCUUGAGAGAAAUUAUAUCAAGAAAACCUGCUGUGAGGCUAUGUACACUUCCAUUGCUUUAUCUAAAUGUCUAACUCGUCUGGUUAAUACUUUUUUUGAUUAUUUCAUGUGUAUUUAUUAAUGGUUACUUGAAAGUUGCCAUCAGCCAUCAGGACUUUUUUAGAAUGAUUUUCAACCCAUAAAAUAAAAGGAGCAGAGCUCUGGCAUGAUAUUUGAAUUUUUCAGAUAUAGUAUCAUCAAAAAGCUCAUAGGCAAAUAUUCCAUUUAAAUAUGCUAUAUAGCUAUGUAGCCUAAAAAUAGUGGUACAUUUUAAAUUUAUGAGGCUUUUAGAUCACGUAAGAAUCAGCAAGUUGUAUAAAAUAUAUUUGGCACAAACGUGGAAGAUUGGUUAAUUAUUCAGGAUGCAUAAUUAUCUUCAGUAGUAAAAAAGAUUUUUUUCUUUGUUUUAGUUGAAAAAACUUAUUUUCAAUAUGCUAUUGGAACUAUUUAGCACUACCUACUAUUUGAAAGGUGACAAGUAAGAAUACAAAAGGAAGCUUGACUUUGAAACAUUAUUAUAUCAUAUCUUCAUGGCUUAAAGACAUAAUUUUUCACAAAUUCACGUUUUGAUUUGGUAAACAUCCAUAGGUUAACCCCACACAUGGAGAUGCUAUUAGGAAGUCUAUUCUAUGAUGAGUGUGGAAAUGUAUUCCUUUGGAUUUGGGGAAAAAAAAUGUAUAGCAGCAAUUCUGUGGACUGAAAUAACCAAAUUGUACUAUUUUUCAAAGAUGGAGGAUGCAAAUGAUACUGUUGAAAUUCAAACAAAAAAAAGUAUAGAUUAUGCACUUUUAUAAUAGAGAGUAAACAUUGUUACAAUGAAGAAGGUGUUUGGUCAGUAUUGGACUAGUUUCAAGUUUCAAUACAAAUAUCUGUGUCUUUAAUGAUAUCAAUAUGAUUUAUUUUGUCAAAACUAUUUUUGUGGUGAAUGAGAGGGACCUAGAUGAAAAAUCGAAAUAAAUGUUAAUGGAACUUUUAAGAGUGAACUAAUUCUCAAUAACUUUAAAAAAUUGCAGUGGAUGAUAACUGGUUUACAUAUAGCAGAGAUUUCAAGCACUGUCUUUGUUCUAAUCCAGCUUUCAGUUUUCAACUUAUUUAAAAGAUAAAUAAAAUUCUAAAACCAAA
This is a messenger RNA of Neogale vison (American mink), 6446 nucleotides long. RefSeq names its product clavesin 2 (gene CLVS2). Gene Ontology annotation, cellular component: membrane. NCBI's taxonomy places the organism in Eukaryota, Metazoa, Chordata, Mammalia, Carnivora, Mustelidae. The coding region runs from base 710 to 1693 and encodes 327 amino acids. The transcript is spliced from 6 exons. The record is from RefSeq and is a predicted model, not a curated record. Gene Ontology annotation, molecular function: phosphatidylinositol bisphosphate binding.